AUGGCAGUGAAUACAGACAGCAUCAGCCGCCGAGCCCUCGGGGUGAGUCCCACUACCAGUGAAUAUCCCUACCAGGGCAUCCAACACUGUCGGGACAUUGUCUACAAAGAAGCAGCGGAAUCAAAACACCCCUACGUGAUCUUCUCCAACAUCGACGAGCAGACCUUCCUGCAUGACUUUGACGAUGAGCAGAGUUAUUUAUACAGUGAUUUUUUCCCACAGCUCCAAGUUCUCCUCGCCAAAAUGCCAGCCACCCAGGCGACCGAAGGAGCACACCUGGGGAUCCAUAAUACACUUAUCAUGAGGCUCGCGGCCAUGAAUAUCCGCCAUCAGCUGCGAUCGCUUGGAAGGACUGAUGUUAUGACUCCUUCUCGCAUUAAGCAGCCUACCCAGUCAUACAAGCCAAGGCAGAUCCCGGCCAGCCGCUCUACUCAGUGGCCAUCAGUACUGAUUCAGAGUGCCUACUCAGAGGCCGAAAGCAAGCUGGCCAGCGAUGCCCGCUGGUGGCUGAAUGCUUCCGGCGGGGAGGUAGAAACUGUCCUCACCAUCUCAGUGUGGAAGAGAAGCAAAGGAAUCACUUUUGAGAAGUGGGACUUGAUCAGCCGCCCGACAAGAGGGGAUCCAGAGAGAAAGGUGCCCAAGGUGGUGCAGAAGGUGGUUGUGAAGUUGUUCCUCCGACCCGCCGCGAAGGAGAAAGGUGAGGAAGAUGUGGUCAUAGAUCAAGACGACUUGACCAUGAUUGCAGAACAUACUGGCUUAUACUUGACUGUCGCACAACCAAACCUCAUCCCUACGGCACAGGACAUAGCGAAUGUGGCGAAGGAGACCGCGAUUUCCCGCUGGUACUGCGCGCGUGGCGUAACCUUGACCUUCCGCUACGUCGUACCAUCGACGAACCUGAAGGGAGGCACUACGAGGACGGUCCGCACCCGGCUGGCGGAGGCGCACUAUCUCAUGGCCGACACAGUUAAGCUACGUUACCUGAUGCGCAUCUUUUGGACUGAGGGUUUUUGGCGCCAGCCAGCGUCAGGGGCGUGGCGUCUGAGGUUUCUGCUCUUCGUCCACUGGCCGAUCGCGCAAAUGAGCAAGACCGCACGACGCGAGGCUGCGAAGCAGUUUACCAACGCUGACUCCAAGUGCGAAGUCCUCCUCACUUCAUACCAAUGUGGUGCGCACAGUCUUAACCUACACAGCCAGUGUAGCUGCCGGGAACCACAGAAGGCGUGGGUGUUGUUUCAGGAACACUCCAUGUCGAGGUGGAUAGAGUGUAACAAUAUCAUCAAGGCGCUGCCCCAGUUAGCCGCCCAACUCCACGACCUCCUCAAGCCACUGGUGCAUGGGCCAGCAUCUCCUUCGUCUGAUCCCAGGAGACGACAAUCCCAACUCCUGAGUUCCCUUUCUCCCUUCGAUUACCAUUCGUUGAUGAGGUCUUUGUCUAUCCCUGACCGACGUGGAGCAGUUGAGGCUGCUGCGCGUGAUGCUGUGUUUCCUUUAAGUCGUACUGAGCGAUCGUGUGUCACCCUGCUGGAUGUUGUGCGAGAUAUAGAGUGGUCCUUUGACAAAUCCGGCACAAAGAGGUAUGAUUUGCGACGAGCGCUGCGAUCAAUGCAACGGGAACGCUGGAACCUUCCGUGCGUCGUCUCGCCUGAGUACUCCUCUCCUGGUUUGAGCAAGCGGGCCCUGUUCGGCGGUGCUUGUGCCAAUUGCAUUUGGAACGGAAAGGGUUCCAAGUGUGCCUACUACUAUCUUGGAAAGGACGGCGCGUGGGAUUCCCCCGAGGACCUUAGCCUUCGGACCAUAUGCGAGGAUGGCAUCCCUUUGAAGAGCGUUCUCCCCGACGGUAACUCUGGCUUACGCGACCUUGAAGAUACCUUUUCCUUGGUGCUAGAGGAAACCUAA
Molecule: messenger RNA, 1899 nt
Organism: Aspergillus thermomutatus
Lineage: Eukaryota; Fungi; Ascomycota; Eurotiomycetes; Eurotiales; Aspergillaceae
Exons: 8
Coding region: 1-1899 (632 amino acids)
Source: RefSeq, a predicted model, not a curated record